Molecule: messenger RNA, 2817 nt
Organism: Darwinula stevensoni
Lineage: Eukaryota; Metazoa; Arthropoda; Ostracoda; Podocopida; Darwinulidae
Source: the annotation of a GenBank genome assembly
UGUUCCCCGACUUGGCUACGUUCGUUACGUUCGUGCGUCCUCGCUUCUGUCGACGAUCAUCUCGGCAUUUCUCUCGCCUAAUCCGCCUAGUCCCGCAUUUCUUCCCCUCCGUCGAUCCUCUCCGCAUCCGGUGAGACUCGGGAGCGGGCGAAGAAUGAACCGACCGGCUCGGUCCCCGCGCCGCCUCGACGCCUAUCACGUGCCGGACCCGAUUCGCGCGAUGGAGGAAGACGCUCGGAAGGCGGGGACGCACGCGACGGGGGAGCUCGGGACCGUGCCCCCUCUGUCCACGACGGAGUUCGCGUCGCGGGACGGAGGAUUCGCGUCGCCGCGACUCCUCCGCGCCUCGCUCUACGCGAUCCCCGCGACCCGUCGGACCCUCGAAGACGCGGGACUCCCCCUCGCCCUCUCCCUCUGCCCCUUCGCGAGGGAGGCGCCCGGGGAGACGCCCCCGCCGCUCGUGGACGCGGGGGCUCGGGGACCCGUUCGAUGCAACCGAUGCGAGGCUUACGUCUCCCCCUUCGUCCGCUUCACCGACAAGUUCUUCUCCUGCGCCUUCUGCAAGGCCAGCACCGAAGUUCCGGCGGAGUACUUCUCGCGUCUCCACCGAAUCGGCGAGAGCAUCGACAAGGACCGGCAUCCCGAGCUCCACCUCGGCGCCUACGAAAUCCUCGCCACCAAGAAGUACUGCAAGGCGAGUCCACCCCCGAUCCACGUCGACCUCCGAUCCACGUCGACCCGCGAUCACACAUCCCUCGUCUCUCCCCCGCAGAACGGGAAAUUCCCCGAGGAGCCGGCGUUCGUGUUCGUCCUGGACGCGAGCCAGAACUGCACCGCCCCGGUCUCCCUCUUCUGCUCCAAGGUGAAGUCCCUGUUGAAGUGCCUGCCGAAGGAGGCCGGGGCGGGUCCCGCCGAGGCGUCGCGCGUUCGAGUCGGCUUCAUCACCUAUCACAAGUCUGUCGACUUCUACAACUGCAAGGCGUCUCCCGGCGCGGCCGGGAAGAUCCCCGCCAACGACGACGGGGGCAUGUACAACUUCCUCACGGACGGGUUCCUGGUCGACCCCACGGAGUCGGAGUCGACCAUCGACCAGAUCCUCAACGACAUCUCCAAGUGCAAGGCGAAGGACAACCGGAGCACGGAGACGAUCCUCGCAAGAGCGAUUCAGUUCGGCACGGAAGCUCUCGCGGUGGGCACGGAUUCGAUCGGCGAUGGCUCGCGUGACGAUGGCCUGUCGAUGACCUGUCGGUGGGGUUUUCCAGGCCAACGAGUGUUGCGGGAAGCUGUUCGUGUUCCACGCUGCUGUUGCAGCGACGCAGGUGUCGGGGAAGGCGAAGAAUUGCGGGCUCUUCGGGACGGAGACCUUGAAUGUGGCGUGGCUCACGGGGGGCACGGUCCACAGAUACCCAAACUUUCAGGUGUGUUCGAGUUGGGGGUGGAGGCGGUGGAGUGCGACCUGUCGAUGUCGUCUAUGGGGGAUUUGCAGGUGGCCACGGACGGGAGGAGGUUCCUGUUGGAUCUCGGUGGAGCCGUCGGGCGGCCCGUUGCGUUCGAUUGCGAGGUGCAGAUACGCACGUCGAAGGGGGUCAGGCCGGUCAGGGUCGUCGGGCAGAGUCCCAUGGCCAAUGCCAAUGCGGUCAAGUUGGCCGCCAUCGACUCGGACAAGGGUUUCUGCGUGGAGCUGGAGCACGAGGGGAAGUUGGAGGAGGAGGCGGUGUAUCUGCAGGUGGCGGUCUUGUACACGACGUGUGGGGGGCAGAGGAGGUUGAGGAUUCUCAAUCUGGCCUGUGGGGUUGCGGCUGGCAUGGCGGAGGUCUACCGGUCGGCCGAGCUCGAUACUAUCAUCACGUAUCUCACGAAGGCUGCCAUCGAGGAGUUCCCGGAGCGGAACUUGCAGAAGACGAGACAGGACCUCGUGGACCACUGCGCCAGGAUCCUCGCAUCGUACACGAGGACCUUCGGAGGGCCCGCGUACGCGGGGCAGGUCAUCCUGCCAGAGAACGGCCUCAAGCUCCUCCCCCUCUACAUGUACUGCUUGUCCAGGAGCCCCAUGCUUAAAGAAGGUCGGAACCUCCCCGAUCGGAUGGCAUCGUCCUCCCCUCGUCAUCAACUCAUGGUGCUGACGAUGGAUGUCCCCAGCACGAUGGCGUACCUCUACCCUCGUCUCCUACCUCUCGGAGACGCGUCCGACGGGGAGCCCGAUGGGCCUGGGGAACCCGGUGGGCCCGGGGAGCCCCUGCGACUUCCCAAACGGGUGCCUUGCCUCGUUCAGAAAUUUCAAGAAGAGGGAGACGAUGAUGGCAUCUAUCUCCUCGAGAAUGGGAUAUCGAUGUACCUGUGGGUGGGACCCGGUGCGGAUUCGGAUCGGCUCCUCGACGUGUUCGGCGCCCGAAGCCCCGCCGAGACGAAGAUGGAGCUCGAGGCGGGGGAGAACGGCGAGAAGCCGCUUUCGCACAGGAUCCAUGCCAUCAUCGACGCCGUUCAGAGUCAGAGGCCCCACCAGAUGCCGUUGACGGUGGUGAGGAAGGAGGACGGGAUGGGGAAGGCAGUGCGGGAUCUCCUCGUCGAAGAUCAGGCCUUGAGUCCUUCGCAGUACUGCAAGUUCUUGAACGACGUGCGCAGCGAGGUGCGGCGCCUCGCUUGAACGAAUCCUUUUCAUCCUUUUCGCUUUUCUGGUGUACAUCGAUCCUGCAAUUAUUAUUUUUGCAUGCUGUGGUUCUACCUUAAGAGUUUCCCAACUUUCUGCUGUUUGCCUUUCCCGUUUUGAAUUUCUUCGAUCGCCCCAUUUUAUGCCGCUAUCUCCUAUUUUCAUCCCGC